AUGGUAGCCGAAGAGUCGGUUCCAGGUUCAUUCGACAUACCUAUCCAGACCUGUAAGCGAUGCGGAGAGCCGAUAUUUGAAGGUCAUGCGUAUGAAUUAGGAGAAGAUCGGUGGCAUAUCCACUGUUUCAAGUGCUCCAAAUGUGAAACAUCGCUUGGGUGCAACUCCAACUUUUUGGUGCUUGGAAACGGGAAUCUUAUCUGCUCUAAUUGCUCGUAUAACUGCAAGCAAUGUGGAAAGAAAAUCGACGAUUUGGCUAUUUUGACAGGCGACCAAGCUUAUUGCUCGUCGUGCUUCAAGUGUCGUUCCUGUAAGCUCAAAAUCGAGGAUUUACGGUACGCAAGAACAUCCAAAGGACUCUUUUGUAUGAGUUGUCAUGAAAAACUUAUCGCCAAGAAGAAGAAACACGACUCAAAAAAGAAGUUGAUGGCCCAAGAUGGACUGCAAAAUUCCACUCCCUCCGAGCUAAAUACCCCCGAGAUGAAACCAAGAGACAGAAGCAAUUCCAGAUUGGACCUGUUACGGUCAGAAUCUUCAUCUUUAUCGAGAUCCAACUCACGGAAAAACGUCCGUCCUCCUCCGCCAGAGCUUCCCGUGGAGCAGAUCUACAACAGGUCUCUCGCGCUGGACGUUUUCACUGCAUCUAACCGAUCUGGCUCGAGCAUCAGUACCAAAGACAAAAAUCUUCCACCUCCCCCAACCGAAGCUAAAACCCCCAACUCGCAGCCAUUGCCUCAGGACUCCUUCCAUUUGACAAAAUCAGCCGUCUCUUCGUACUCACAGUCCACCGCUACUCAGUCCUCCGAAAAGCCAUGGGACAGAAUCUCGCCAGCCAACAGUAAUACCUCUUCAAUUGAAGAAGUGGUUGACAGUGACGACGAACUCAACCAGAAAACGACGUCGCCCCUUGACAGGCAGCUCCACACACCUCCUAUAAACGGACAAUCCAGCAAUCAGCUCCAGCCAGCUGCGCAAAUCAGCUCGUUGGAUUCACAUUCCUCAAUGAGCCAGAGAAUCGAAUCUCCUUCAUUCGUCUCAAAACGAAACUUCCAGGGCAAAGACCUUCUAAUUCUCUCUCCCAACCAGUACUAUGACCAAGCUCCGUCCGCCAACUCGCCUCUGGUUUCUGUUUCUUCCGAAGGCAGCAGCAAGUAUAGCGGUGACAGAACCGGGUUGGAACCUGGUACUAUGGACCGUCAGCGUGGAAAUGCUUCGCCGUUUGCUCGAGCCAAUCGUCAAGCUCGGGUUCUAGAGACGUCACCGGAGCAUAGCAAGGACGAUAGUACUGGCAUUGAAGAAUGGCCUGAACAAAGAAACGCAGCAAAUGUAACGCCAGUCAAGAGAACGAAAAAUAUCGACUCUCCCUCAACGGUUGCGUCUCCACCGCCUCGACUUCCAUUGCCAAAUGUUCCUUUAACACCAAACGAGAGCAAUAACAAAAGUUCUGACAAGGUACCCCCAAGACAUAUCAACAGGUCGCCAUUCAAGGAUUUCAACAGGAGUCCCCAGGGCUUGGGAUUGGAAGGUAUGGAGUACUACGAUCCUGAGAAAAUAGGAUCUAAGGAUAGCGAUAGCCCCGAGAAGAAAAACGGUCAUAAAAGACAACCCGUGGACCACAAAGUGCCCAAGGCUAAAAUUAUUGGGAACCAAACCCCGGUGGUGACCAAUCUCGAGGACUCAUACGGAGACCAAGUCAACGAGCAGGAAGAUUUGACGAGAAAAUACUCGUUGAGAAGCACAAAAUUCUCAUUGAAGCACAAGAGAUCGGUUUCGGGAGGCAGUGGAAGUGGACUCAGCAUCAAACUCAAUCCGUUCAAAGGAAGAGACGAUCGUGGACAUGCCAGACAUGUAUCUGAUGGUUCCAUCAAUGGCAAUUCCGCGUAUACUACACCACCUUUACCACGAACUUCACCGAUGAAUCACCCCUCCUCGUUCACCUACAGCCCCAACAACUACAACGGACACAACAGAUCGACUUCUGACACUCCAUUUGUGUCCAACUUGGAAAGCUACAACACUGGAAACGAGUACCACAAGAACGAACUUGAGUUGCGAGGGAUGAAGCUCGAAAUGUACCAAAUGGAUAGUCAGCGGAGUUCAUUACAGACAGAAAUCAGCACCUUAUCAGAGCAAAAGACAAAGAUUGCCAGUGCUGUUGAAGCCAUCAAGGACAAAUUCUCUAAGGAAACCACCAACUACGAGAUUCUCAUGAGAGAAAUCGCAGACCUAGAAAAGGUCAAGUAUGGUCUUGCCGAGGAAAACCGUCGUCUUCGCAUGGAAAACGACCAAUUGGACUCGUCCUUGAGAGUUCCCAGAAACAGCGACAUUGGGUCCACGGCCGAGACUACUUUGGCAGCAAGCUUGGGCAGUACCAUGCCGUUGACGAAGCUGACGUCGUCGUCGUCGUACAUCAACGAAACUCCCAACUACACAAAUUACGACGACCAAAACGUGGAAACGAACAAGGCGACAAAAUUGAAAUUCUGGAGACGAGCCAAGCUUGGGUCCAGCAGCUCGCCGUCGUCGGCGCCGGUGCCUAUACAAGUUUCCAGUCCUCAGCUAGUGAGUCAGAAUAGACUGGCCAACGGAAGCAAUGGCAUGAAAAUGAGCCAGAGCCAUAGUUCCACCACCAUCAACCCAGCGGAAAACGGUACACAUUCUCAUGCCAAUUCAGGGAGCGGAAGUGAUUUUUUGAGUGUUGAAAAACCGAAAAAGACAUCGUCCAACCAAGGGUCGUUUUUCACUCGAAGCAAGUCUUCGAAUAUUUUGGACUCAUUCAUCGGAAACAAUUCGGCCAGCGAAAAAGCCGAUGGAAAUGCUCCACUUUUCUCGUCUACCAUUCAGCAGCGGGCCACUUUCGAGAACGAACUGGUGCCGUUCAUAGUCACAAAAUGCAUCCAAGAGGUGGAGGUCCGCGGGUUGGAUGUGGAGGGAAUCUACCGAAUUUCUGGUGGAAAUUCAGCCAUUGUCAAUAUCGAAAACUGCUUUUCGAAUCUUACCGGUAAGAACGACGACAAGUACCAGAAACUCUUGGAAGCAUUGGAUGUGGACAUCAACGCUGUGACUUCAGCACUCAAGCGUUAUUUACGCAAACUUCCUGAACCUAUUAUACCGUACAACAUUUACACCGACUUCAUCAAAGUGGGCCAAUUGAAGCAGACGCUGUCGUUGGACCAACAAGUCCACGAAUUGAAAACCAAAGUCAUUAACAGGCUUCCACCAGCCAACAAAAAUACCCUCGAAAUGUUGUGCCAUCAUCUAAAUUUGAUUACGCAAAACCAGGCUUCGAAUCGAAUGGGCACCAAAAACUUGUCUGUUGUAUUUGCACCCACACUAGCACGGGACCGAACCGGAGAACGCGAGUUGACGGAUACGGGACAUCGAAACGACGCUACAGAGUUAUUGUUGGAAAACUAUGAACUUGUGUUUUAG
Meyerozyma guilliermondii ATCC 6260 is the source of this 3432-nucleotide messenger RNA. RefSeq names its product Rga2p (gene RGA2). Gene Ontology annotation, cellular component: cytoplasm. Gene Ontology annotation, biological process: regulation of GTPase activity; signal transduction. Lineage: Eukaryota; Fungi; Ascomycota; Pichiomycetes; Serinales; Debaryomycetaceae. The transcript has a single exon. The record is from RefSeq and is a predicted model, not a curated record. Bases 1 to 3432 code for a protein of 1143 amino acids.